This is a messenger RNA of Vicia villosa (hairy vetch), 582 nucleotides long. Its product is annotated as protein FAR1-RELATED SEQUENCE 5-like. The transcript has 2 exons. NCBI's taxonomy places the organism in Eukaryota, Viridiplantae, Streptophyta, Magnoliopsida, Fabales, Fabaceae. The record is from RefSeq and is a predicted model, not a curated record. The coding region runs from base 1 to 582 and encodes 193 amino acids.
AUGACUCCAAGAUACAUAGUUGCUGCUUUGAAAGACAGAGAUUCAGAAAACCUCACGAGUGUUACUCAGGUGUAUACAGCUAAAGCUACAUACAGAACGAGCAAGAGAGGUGCAUUGACAGAAAUGCAGAUGUUGUUGAGCUUUAUUCAUAAAGAGAAAUACAUGUGUUGGACUAGAAAUAGAGAUAACUCUGAUGUUGUAGCUGAUACCUUUUGGACACAUUUGGAUUAUGUGAAGUUGCUGAAUAUGUUUCAUUUGGUGUUGAUUUUUGAUUGCACAUACAAGACAAACAUGUAUCAGAUACAAUUACUUAAGAUUGUCGGUGUUACGCCAACGAACUUGACGUUUUCAGUUGCCUUUGCGCAUUUGGAACAUGAAAGGAAGGAGAAUUUCACAUGGGCACUGGAGAAGCUCAAAAAUUUGUUCUCUUCGAAAAUAUUGCCACUGAAGGUUGUGGUGACGAAUGGAGAACUUGCAUUAAUGAAUGCCAUGGAAUAUGUGUUCCCAUAUGCAACACAUAUGUUGCGUUCGUUCCGUAUUUCAAAAAACGUGAGCAUAAAAUAUAGAGAAUACGUCAAAUAA